Molecule: messenger RNA, 4001 nt
Organism: Scophthalmus maximus (turbot)
Lineage: Eukaryota; Metazoa; Chordata; Actinopteri; Pleuronectiformes; Scophthalmidae
Gene: sema7a
Product: semaphorin 7A
Exons: 14
Coding region: 307-2241 (644 amino acids)
Biological process (GO): positive regulation of macrophage cytokine production; axon guidance; negative chemotaxis
Molecular function (GO): semaphorin receptor binding; integrin binding; chemorepellent activity
Source: RefSeq, a predicted model, not a curated record
AUUUAUUCCUCUGCAGCUGGUGUUGGAGUGUUGACGAAAAGCCAGAGACAGUUGGCCUCCCCUACAAUUUAAAAAAGAAAAAGUUUAUCUUUAAAAUUAUGGUAGAUAUACAGAAUUCUACCUGACAACAGCAAUGGACUAAAUUCUGAUUGGGUUGGUUGUUUGUUUUUUUUAACCCCAGGGAGGCGAAGCCGUUUCAAGCCUACCUUGGCUUUGAUCUCACAGUAAUAUACCUUUAAUGUCGGGUCACGCCUGCUGCGAGGCUCGCAGGAAUUACACAUGUAAUUACACAGUUUAAAGGCAAACAUGAGGCGAUUGGUUGUCAUAUAUAUUUGGCUCGUUUGGGAUGUUCAACGUGUCCUCGGUGUUGGUUGGACGGACGGACCGACCCCCAGACUUCUGAGCAACGGUACAGUCAGUGUUGUAUUUGAAUACGAAGAAUAUCAGAAACACCUUGUGUUCUUCCAACAUGAGAACUCCACAGAGAUGUAUGUGGGGGGGACUGACUUUGUGUUAAGACUUGACACGGAUGACUAUCACAUCAAGGAGAUAUUAACUCUGAAAACUACAGGGAAUCAGCUGUGCGAAAAGGGCCCCUGUGAAAAUGUCAUCACGGUCAUUGAAAAGUUCUAUGACGGCCUGUUUGUCUGUGGAACGAACGGACACAAACCACAGUGUUGGAAACUGUUGCCAUCGGUGAACAAUCAGUCUCAUGAAAUAGUGGAGAGUUAUGAGGGGACGGGCAUCUCUCCGCUCAUGUACACCCAGAACUCCCUGUCGCUCACAGUAGAUGGGGACUUAUAUGCAGCAGCACCUAUGGACAGUGACAGAAGGUCAUUACAGUUCAGAAGGAGAGCUGGCAGAAGAAAUAAUGUGUGGAUGUAUGAAAACUGGCUCUCAGAGCCAACGCUCAUCUCUGUAUCCUGGGUGAAGCAAAACGAAGACCCCGACAACGAGAAAAUUUACUUAUUUUUCCGUGAAAAUAACUCAGACCAUAGACCAGAUGCUGACCCCUGGAUAUCCAAGGUGGCCAGAGUUUGUAAGGUAGAUAAAGGCGGAUCCAAAAGAUUCUUUCAGAACAUGUGGACAUCUUUUCUCAAGGCCCGUCUCGUCUGUGGAUUUCCGGAGGAGUCGCUGUAUUUCAACCAUCUCCAAGACAUUUAUGUGACACCAGACGAUGACUGGCAGAAGACUCGAGUUUAUGCCCUUUUCUCAAGCAGCUGGAACUUUACAGCAGUUUGCAUCUAUUCUGUAGGAAUGAUCGAAAAAAUAUUUGAGAGCUCGACUUUCAAAGGCUACAGCGAAAACAUUCCCAACCCAAGGCCGGGAAAAUGUGUCAAAGACAGCAUGAACCUGCCACGGACCACAAUCACUGUGGUUAAGGAUAACCCAGAAAUGACUGACUGGGUUCACUCUGUGCACUACACGGCUCCAUUUUAUACAAGCAGCAUCAAAUACACCAGGAUAGCUGUGGACCAAGUUCAAGCAGUGGACCAUGUGUACAACGUCCUGCUUUUAGCCACAGAUUCUGGGAAGAUCCAUAAAAUCCUAGAGGCUGGAUCUGAAGCUUUCAUCAUCUCUGAAACACAACUCUCCUACAAUUCCACUCUGCAAUCAAUGAAACUUGACUCCAAACAGAAAAAGUUAGUCGUGGGGUUCUCUGAGAAAAUCUCCAUCAUGGACCUGCGGACGUGUCAGGACUACAACAACUCCUGUGCGGAUUGUGUUUUGGCCCGGGACCCAUACUGUGCCUGGACUGAGGUUGGAUGCACUCCGACUGUUCCUGGGGGCAUUCAAAAUGUCUUGGAUGGGCAAAUAACUGUGUGCUCUCUAUCAGCAGAAGAAAUGCAAGUUAACCAGACCAAACAGGAGACUGAUUCAUCAACACCAGUUCAUUCAGUUCCCCUGGGUGUCCCCUUCUACCUGUCAUGUCCUAUAGACUCUUAUCAUGCCGUCUACACCUGGGAGCACAGAAACCUGAGCAGCCCUUGUCUCCAAAUGCAGUCGAACUGCCUGCACCUCAUCCCUGCAAUGGCACAAGAGAACUAUGGCAUCUACGAGUGUGUUUCCAGAGAGAAAGACUACACUAAAGUGGUGAAACAAUAUCAGCUUUCACAGCAAACGAUCGCAAAGACUAAAAUGGAAAGCAAUACCCCUUCUAGUAUAAAUUAUGCAUCAGCUGCUGUGUCACAGACACUUCUUGUGAUUCUUGGGCUGUCUGUGGCUUUUUCUAAUCUGUAGGAUUGUUUAAACUUCAUUCAUGUCUGAAAUGUGGCAUCAACAUUGACUCUGCUAAUGCAAUUCAGGCCAUGAUGCCGGUAGCACUGAAGGAAAUCCACUGAAGCAUCAACAAAGCUCAAACUGGAACAGCCCCGCUGUGAAUUUCCAACCUUAGCGCAACCGGUUGGUUGGUUGACAUUGUUGGUCACCUUGGUUUUUUUGGCAGAAAAUGUAGGUUUCAAGUAGCCAAGUUAAGUGGAUUUUUUUUCAAGAGAACCCAGGACAGGAUGAGGUUGGUGUGAUGGAGGAGAAAGCAACACAAUUUGGCAGCAGCAGUAUGCAGCUUUCAUUUUAGGGGCCCCAAUGAUGCCGAUUGCAUAGAUCUUGACUUGAGCGUGAAGCGUGACACACUGCAAUCUUCUAAGACUAGAAAAAAACUGACGGCGUAAGAAGUCAUCUUGGUUUUAGAAAAGUUGCAGCUGUGUAUGACUUGUGACACCAAGCACAAAAUCAAAUUGUUGCGGUUAUGAGUGAAAAAGCUUCCAGUCAGACACCCACAGACAUACUAUACAGUAAGUGGGUGUGGCAGGUCUUGCUCAUGUUGAUGCCAGUAUGUGGCCCUUUGGUUCACCAGCGCUCAGGGAAAUCCAUUGUUCCUGUGGUAAUUUCCUCUGUGCCUCACUUUAGGGAAGGGUGGAGCCACCCAGAUAUUAUCCUGGUAAGUCUCCGUUUUGUUCGACCCCUCACACUGUUUUAUACCAGGGAGCUGCUUGUAAAAAAUUAUAAUGAAAAGACACAAGAAAGAGAUGUUUUACAUUUUUAAGGCACCUUAUUUAAUUUGCACAUCAAUUCUGGCCAUAGCAUCUAAAUGUCUUUUCAUUCUCUUUACAUAAGAAACGUGGAGCAAUAGGUACAUUGAUCUCAAAUUGCACAAUGUGUCGAAGGGAAUAGUUUUGACUUUAUCUAUACGCAGAAAUGUCAUGAUUCUGCCCCGUGAAAGACUAGUGUACUUAUUUAUUUGAUUUACAUUCCUUGCGUAUCUGGUAAGAUUGUAUCUUCCUAGUGUGUACUUGCUUUUGUAUAUAUAGCGCUUAUCUUGCAACUCAAAGCGCUUUUAGCCCCUUUUCUCUUGUUACUUCUCUUCCAUUUCCUGUCUCUUGUUCACUUUAGUUUUUCCUAUGUCUCUGUGCUUGUCUGCACCUGUUCCAAAUGUGUUCCACCUGUGUUCAGUUUGCCCUGCCCACCUUGUUUAUGGUAUGUAGUGUCUGUGCUCCCAGUCCUCUGUCAGUUUGUCCUGUUUUGGUACCUGUCCUGUUUUGGUACCUGUCUGUACCUGUUACCCGGACACGGGCAGGGUGGAUACCAUUGGGAUGCUCGAGGCCCAUUUCAGUUGACUUUGUGCGCUCUGGGUCACCCCCACAAAGGGCCUGUGAAAUCAUUUAUGCUUGUGUGAUUCUCUACCUUUUUCUUAUUCUUUUAUUGUAUAUUUAUUUUUAUUUUUAUUUUUUUUCUUCUUCUUUCCUGAUGCCUUUAAUCUUAAAGAGUUAAUUUCCCCGGAGUUCUAUUUUACCUUAUCUUACAACAUUGCUGUAAUGAGAGCAGAACAUUGGCCUUCUGCACCAGAGGAUGAUUCUGAACAGCACAAUCCUGAUCAUCCUGCUGAUGCACGAGAUGACCCAUCACUUCCCUCCCUCCCUGACUAGUCAGCUAUUUUCUGCCACAACUGCUCAUGUUCAUUGCAACAAUAUCACCCUUUUUCUUUAAUAAAUGUUCAGAAACUG